AUGCCCACCAGCCUCGAACUCGCCAUCUCCUCCGUCAUCUCCUCCCAAAAAUCACUCAGCGUCCCGAACGUUCUCGCCGCAUACCUCCACACCACCGGCUUCCUCCCCGAGCCCGACCUCACGCACUGCGGAGGAGCCGUCGCGCAUGAGGCACUCGUCGCGUUCGAGCACGCACUCGACAAACAGCCUGCGCCGCCCCGCUCGCGCGUGCACGCGGCCGAAAUCGAUGACGUGCGGAAGAGGUAUUGGCUCUCGCGACUCGGGAACGAGGCUCCAAAUCGGUGUACGUGCCCGUCGUGUGGGAAGACCGUAGCGUAUGCGAGGGCGCAGCUGGAGGACCAAAAGGAGCAGGAAGCGAGUGGGGAAAAGCCGAAGCAGAAGACAAGGGAUGGGCGGAAGAAGAAGAAACGCGUCGUGAAGCGGCGCACAGGUUCCUCCGACAGUAGUUCGUCGUACAAUCCCUACGGCGCCUCGUCAAGCACAUCUGUGCUAUGA
Sparassis crispa is the source of this 495-nucleotide messenger RNA. RefSeq lists its product as hypothetical. The transcript is spliced from 2 exons. NCBI's taxonomy places the organism in Eukaryota, Fungi, Basidiomycota, Agaricomycetes, Polyporales, Sparassidaceae. The coding region runs from base 1 to 495 and encodes 164 amino acids. The record is from RefSeq and is a predicted model, not a curated record.